This is a messenger RNA of Guillardia theta CCMP2712, 627 nucleotides long. RefSeq lists its product as hypothetical. The record is from RefSeq and is a predicted model, not a curated record. The coding region runs from base 260 to 541 and encodes 93 amino acids. The transcript is spliced from 2 exons. NCBI's taxonomy places the organism in Eukaryota, Cryptophyceae, Pyrenomonadales, Geminigeraceae.
GCAGGGUGGCACCCUUUACGCAAAGUUACUGAGCCUUAAAAAUCAGUACGAGGACAAUCAGGAGAGUCGAGGGGCUUGACCCUGACACUGUCGCACAGGCCAAACGGCGGCGAGAAGAGAAAAGACAGCGAGAACCAACCCCACUGAUCCUGCCAACUGCUGUCCCCGGGCCAAACUUAACUGUAACUGAUACCUUCACUUAACUGCGCGCUGGACAAUCCCCCCGCCGGCCCCGCGCCGCCAUGCCAGCGAUCAUCGGAUGUCGCGGUGGCCGCCCGGCGCCGCCGAAGGAAUGAGACGCAUGCCGGGAUGCACCCGCGAUGAUGGCAGCGUAGGACACUGGGGAGGCCUUGAGCUGACGAAAGAUCGGUCUCAGUGCGCCGAGGCCGAGAGACCAUCCGAGCCCAGCGCUGCCGUUUCCUUGUUCGCCGAGCGAUCCGCCAGCCACCACAGAAAGCGCAACGCAUCGUCCUGCCGCAAGGCUCAGAGGCCAUCAUUGCUGGCGAUGAUGGGAAGAAAGGCCUUUGGCGGGACGUGCUGACAGUGAGCAUAUGCAUUACGAUGCCCUCGGAUCUUCCGCCGCAGUACGGUGCUGCCGCUUGCAGUUUGCUCCGAGCGAGGUCCGGU